AUGAGGUACAUCCUCGCCCUCUCCGUCGUCGCUCUCCUAGCCGGCAGCGGGAUCGCCGUCCCCAUCGAGAACGCCGGAGCCGCCGCCCAAGAAGCGCAAGAUGGACUGGCAAAGGCCCGCGACGCCAGCCAUCACGAUGGGUCCCUGAAAAACAGCGACAUUGUCCAGUCUCAGGCCAAGUACGCCGAAGAGGGUGCGAGAGGCGAUGCCACCACCGGCAAUCCGGAUGACCCUAUCAAGAAGCUGAUGAGCGGUAUUCCCGUCAUGAUGGGCAUCAUUCUCAACGUCUCGAAGACCUUUUUGAAAGACACACUGCCUCACGGCAUUGAACUUGCACUCGGCUUGAACCGGGAUCAGGAUUGA
Molecule: messenger RNA, 363 nt
Organism: Hirsutella rhossiliensis
Lineage: Eukaryota; Fungi; Ascomycota; Sordariomycetes; Hypocreales; Ophiocordycipitaceae
Exons: 1
Coding region: 1-363 (120 amino acids)
Source: RefSeq, a predicted model, not a curated record